Molecule: messenger RNA, 1696 nt
Organism: Macroventuria anomochaeta
Lineage: Eukaryota; Fungi; Ascomycota; Dothideomycetes; Pleosporales; Didymellaceae
Exons: 2
Coding region: 201-1547 (448 amino acids)
Biological process (GO): regulation of cyclin-dependent protein serine/threonine kinase activity
Cellular component (GO): cyclin-dependent protein kinase holoenzyme complex; nucleus
Molecular function (GO): protein kinase binding; cyclin-dependent protein serine/threonine kinase regulator activity
Source: RefSeq, a predicted model, not a curated record
AGUACCUCUCGACGUUUGUCUUGAUUGUUCCACCGCAAAACCACAGAAUAUUUGCGACAACCCUCCUUUGUGCAUGACCGGAGCCGUCUAGAGCACCGUCACGCUCACAAAAGAGCUCACGCUCACCACCCUCCGGCGGCAUCGAACGAAGAGACUGUCAUCGUCCGUCUCUCGUUUCUCUCCAACACCUUAGCAUCAACAUGCCGUCCUUCUACCCCAGGCACCAGAUGCCUCGCCAGCCGUACACACCCCCAGAGUUCGUGCCUAGCUACCACUCCUCCUGCGGAGGCAUGCCCUACCAGCACAACGCCUACUCUGGCCAGUCGGCGACUCGCCAACAGGACGACUACGACUAUGCCGACCGCUACAGCCAACUCGCCAUGGCUAUGCCACCUAUGUACCCCCAGGCCGGCACCUACAUGAGCCACGCUCCUCCUAGUCUCCCACCACCGAGCUCGUUCUACGAUGCUGGCAACACUUUGCCGCCCAUGCGCACCCACGAGCAGGUCAUGCAGCAGCAGCAGCAGCAGCGUGCGCAAGAGUACAACCAGCGCGCUCAGCAGCCUGCAAAGGAAGAGAAGCCUGUUGGCGGUGUAUCGGCCAAGCUGGACUACGAUAUGGACGUGAUGACCGACUUUGUCCGCGACAUGGCAUUGCAGCUCAUCACACCCGGACGCAUGGAGCCCACCUCUUUCCGCAAGUGGGUGUACCAGGUCCUCUGCGCUACAAGACUGCCGUCUGCCACCAUCGUGCUCAGCAUGUCGUACCUGUCCAUCAGGAUGCCCAUGCUGGCCCACGAGCCCAAGACCGACACCCAUCUUUUCCGCCUUCUCACCAUUGCGUUGGUGCUUGGCAGCAAGUUCCUGGACGACAACACGUUCAUCAACCGCUCAUGGUCAGAGGUCAGCGGCAUCAGGGUCGACGAGCUGAACAGGCUCGAGAUGGAGUGGCUCAACGCCAUCGACUACAAGCUUCACCGUGAGGCUACAGAGCACCAGGGCUGGAACACCUGGUCAGAGAACUGGAAGGAAUACCAGACUCACGCCAGCCGAAGCAACAAGCUCAGCCCCAUCGACACCUCGGUGCACCGCCAUUCUUACAAUGCGAACAAGCCGCUUCCUCCUCUGCCUAUGCAGCAGGCCUACCAGCCCUCAGCGUACGAGCCUGCUCCCAAGUCUGCUAUGUCCUCAUACAGCUACAGUGGCUAUGCUCAGUACGACCCUUGGAGAUCGUCCGACCACUCUCCCGCAUCCGCACCAACCACAGGACCCACCACCCCGGAGUACUAUGGUGCCGCCGGACCCUGGGCUCCCACUGAGGGCUACUCACGUCGCACCAUGUUCGGCUUCCCCCCCCUGUCUCAGCCAGCCCACUCUCAGCACCACCACCAGCAGUCGACCAACUAUGGCCCACCUGCUUACCAGUCGCAGUACAACGCCUCUGCCUGGAACCAGCACGGUGUGAACUGUGGCUGCAUGUACUGUGCGCAGAGGCACCAGCCGUACUUCAUGGCUUCUGGCUUUGGUCCUCAGGCUAUCACUGCCUAAGCGAUGCAUCCGUUACGACGCCUUCACCUUCUUCAUUACAUAUUCGACGCUCGACUUUACCUUGACGCCCCGUUUGUCUAAAAGUUUCUGUUCUCUUCCGCACUGGCAUUCGGUCUACUCUCUAGACUUCGCCGGUCACCGAAUAUACG